Nematostella vectensis (starlet sea anemone) is the source of this 2389-nucleotide messenger RNA. RefSeq names its product glucose-fructose oxidoreductase domain-containing protein 1. The transcript is spliced from 2 exons. Bases 253 to 1479 code for a protein of 408 amino acids. The record is from RefSeq and is a predicted model, not a curated record. NCBI's taxonomy places the organism in Eukaryota, Metazoa, Cnidaria, Anthozoa, Actiniaria, Edwardsiidae. Gene Ontology annotation, molecular function: nucleotide binding.
UCUUUCGCAGCUUUCAUCCAUUUCAAGAUGGCGCCCUGGGAAGAUAACCUUCCGAUCUUCGGCGUCAUGUAUCUUUGAGUAUCGCAUCAAUUUGUCCAACAACAACUGCUUCUCGCUGAUUCAAAGCGUACCCCUACUGUGACAGAUCUUUAUGAUUUAUUCUGAUAAGGAUUUUUUUCUAGGAAUUGGCUACUAAACCGGCCAAGGAUCGCACAUCAUCAAUUUCGGAUCGCUUCGGUUUGAUUUACUACCAUGUUGCCGUCUGUGGGGGUCGUAGAUACGGGCGAAUCGUGCGGAGAGCUGAUCAGUGCGUUAAAAGCAGCAGGUUUUACCGUGAGCAGUCUUUGGGGUUGUACACAACAUCAAGCAAAAACAAUGGCUCAUCGUUACGACAUCGGUUACUCCACGUCAAAAAUCGACGAGUUGUUGCUAAGAGAGGAUGUAGAUUUGGUAGUUAUAUUGUGCCCACCGCACCAGCGAGCAGAGGUAGCUGUCAAAGCACUGUCGAUUGGUAAACAUGUGUUAUGCGAGGCACCAUCAGGACUGAGUCGAGAGGAAGCUGAUAGAAUGGUGUCUGCGGCACAGUACUAUCCCCGCCUCUUGUCAAUCAUGAAGCAUGAGUUAAGAUUUGUGCCGACUUUCAUAAAAAUGAAGCAGUUGAUAGAAGAUGGCUAUUGUGGCCGGUUGCUUGUCUGUGAUUGUCAUCUCGAUAUGGGGUCCUUACUUGGUAUUUCUUACGACUGGACAUGCGAUCAAGCUAUGGGUGGUGGCAUCCUCACAAAGUAUGGCUGCCAUAUUAUUGAUAUUGUAUCAUUUAUGACCAAUCAGAGAGCAGUAUCAGUGAACGGAACCCUCAAGACAUUUAUCACCCAGACAGACACAAUCUCAAGUUUUCGUCAUAUCACGAGUGAUGACUUUUGCACCUUUCAAAUGGUGCUCAGUGAUGGUGCUUUUGUGACUGUUACCUUGAAUAGUCACUCCUCCUCUAGCUCACAGACGAUAACAGUCAAUGGAACAAAUGGGCAAUUAGUGUCUACUAACGAGCGUCUUGUUGGAACUCGUGAUGGGGAAGAAGAGGAGUUUGUAAUUGAUCGGACUGCUAACAUCAAGGAAAUGCCACUCAAUACUUUUCACUUUGGCUUGGAGGCACUCGUGAAGGAGAUCAAGCGAGCAUUUGAGGAGUCAGUGGAUAAAGAAGACAGACGUAAUGCUGACCUGCAGGCGAUAGCAAGCGCUGCAUCCUUUGAAGAUGGUUUAUACACCAGGUCAGUGAUGGAUGCCAUUAUUACAUCAAGCCGUAAGGGAUGCUGGGUGAACAUCCCUCCGUUAUCUAAGUCCUCAAGCGGUCAAGCCCCUAAACGCUCCUCCUCAGAUGCUUACAGUACGUUGCCUGGAAACAUCAACAGCGAGAAGAGUGAAGGAAAGGAGAAGUCAGUCACUCAUCAUAUUAGGCAUAUAACGAUACAGAAGUCAUUUUAGUUUGUCAUGUACAGUGGAAUCAAGAUGACUUGGUUAACUAGAAUUCCUAAUUGACUUAUCAAACUCCUUAGGGAGUAAAUUUUGAGUCAUUUCUACUUACAUAUAACUGUCCUUUGUCUCCUAAGAGCAUUCCAGUUAAAGCUGCAUUGUCACCAAUUUACUUCACUAUUUUUAAUGGAAAACACGAAAAAUAUUUCAAAAUGUUGAAAGAAAUGUGUCUAUUGAAAGUUUCUUUGAGGAUGUGAUUGAUAAUUUAGAGCGGAUGGACCUCUGUCGGACCUCUGGAAGUAAACUGGAGACAAUGUGGCUCUAACAGAGUUCCACUGUAUUGCAAACGGUCCUGUAUUUCAAACAAAAAACAAGAGAAAAUUAAACACCUUUCAUUUUACUGAAUCUAUUAUCCUACUAUUUCUGCACCUCAUAUAAGCGGGGAAUCAUAUAAUUGUUAGAGUAUUUUACAGAAUUAAAUGUUGUUUGCCUUCCUGUCAAAUACAAGGGAUGAAUGAGGCUUGCCAACCCCCCCCCCCCCCCUCCUCAAAUCCCCCAAUACAGAAUUGUCUAGCUAUGGCCAUGAUUAUGACUUACUUGAAGUAAUAUUUAAAGAAAAUACCUAAUAAUACCCUUACUUACACUUAACCAUUCUAUUGUUUUUAGUAAAAAGAAAACAAAUUAUUUAAAUAUAUAAUAAAUACUUAUAUUAUAACCAUCAUCACCAUCAUCAGCAGAGGUGGUCAGAAUGUUUAUAGUGUGAAAUCUCGAUACUCUAUUUAACAUAUUCAGUACAGUAAAAGUACCAUAACAAAAUAAUAGCAGUGUGAGAAGUUGUUUGUGUAACACUUGUAUUAUUUGAACAGUAAAACUGUCAUUACACAGUACUGUAAGUCUAUAGAAUAAAGAAUGGUGAAGUACA